UAAAAAAAAUUAUGAAGCUCCCGAUUUUGCAGAAGAGAAUAGAAGAGAAAGAAAGAGGCGAAGAGAGAGAAAGCAAUUAUGCCUUCAGAUUCAUCACUCUUUCUCCUACUGCUCUUCUCCAUAGCUUUCAAUCUGCUCUCUCUAGCCCACGCCACGAUCGGAAGCGAAGAAAGCGGAGGAGGGAUUGGGAGGAGGGCGCUGCUGAGUCUGAAAGAAACUCCUCACGGAAGCAACGCCACCUACGAAUGCUCUCCGGCUGGCCCUUGCGUUCCUUGCCUUUACCCCGAAAAGAAAGACGAGAAGUAUCGCUGCAGUGAGACUGGGUAUCGCAUCCCCUUGAAAUGUGUUGAAAUGAAACAUGGCUCAAAGGAAGCUAAAAUGAAAGGUGCUCAAAAGAGUCGAUCUGCUCUGGAGAUCUCCCACAACAUUGAAGAAUCGGAUAAAGCAGACGACCUUGGUACUUAUGUAAAGCAUAGAAGUUUACUUGAUGAUUCAUCCACACAAGAGCCACAGGCUUACAUUACAUAUAGAAGCUGUAUACCAGCAGUUAAUGAAGAGAAGUUGUCGGUGCUUGGUUUCGAGGUGAUCGUGCUGUUCUUGUUGCUCAUCAGCGGUUCAUUAGUAUACUUCAGAAGAAAGCAGACUACUUCAACUGCAGGAUUUGUACGAAUUCAGAACAACUCCAGGUUUUAAAUGGAGAUUCGAUGCCACAUCGGAAGCUCACUCGAACUGUACCAUCUGCUGCAUACUAUUUCUCGCGUUAAAAGGAUCCUUUUAGUGUUCUUUUCAUCUGUUCUGCAAUAUUUAUCACACAGCUUAUUAUUCUUCCGUUAGGAUUGUAUUUCAAAAGACACUUGUGCGAAAGAAAUGUAAAAAAAUUCCUACAUUACCAUGCAGUUCAAUAUAAGUUAUUUUUCGGUUCAA
Messenger RNA from Malus domestica (apple), 924 nucleotides. RefSeq lists its product as uncharacterized. The record is from RefSeq and is a predicted model, not a curated record. Lineage: Eukaryota; Viridiplantae; Streptophyta; Magnoliopsida; Rosales; Rosaceae.